Siniperca chuatsi (mandarin fish) is the source of this 2455-nucleotide messenger RNA. Its product is annotated as cell wall protein RBR3. The transcript has 10 exons. The coding region runs from base 154 to 1119 and encodes 321 amino acids. The record is from RefSeq and is a predicted model, not a curated record. NCBI's taxonomy places the organism in Eukaryota, Metazoa, Chordata, Actinopteri, Centrarchiformes, Sinipercidae.
UAGAGUCAUGUAACGCUCUGAGGCAUUCAGGAAGAAAAGCAACAUAUGACAGUAUCACUUUCAGGCAGAGAGCUUUGAUAUUACAUACUGUAUAUACAGUAUAUUAGAGUUUGUAGCUUUUCCUGCCUGCUGCUGCCAUCAAACAAACUUACAAUGUCAUCGAUCGGUCCUCUCUUCUUUUUCCUGGGUUUGGUUGUGGCUUCUGUCGCAGCAGAUGAGACAUCAACAGUCAGAGGGUUUUCCACAACAAAAAUUAACAACCAAAUCCUUGGCAAUAAUGGCGAUACUUCCACCACUGUAGCACUCUCCACUACCAACUACAAAACCAACACCACCGCCAAUAUGACCAGCAUCUCCAGUACCACCAGUAACAUGAAAAUCACCAAAACCAACAGCACCAUCACACCCCCAACAACAAAUCAAAAUGGUGAUAGCAGUUCUACAGAUGACAAAGUCUCCCAACGUACAAGGACCCCAAAGUCUUUGACUAGUCCUUCUAAAAGCACAACACAGGCCACCACAACAAAAGACAACGUCAACAACAAACUCACAUCAACAGGCAACAGCACUGGCAUUAUCAUCCUAGUUGUGAUCAUCAUCAUAGCUCUUUUAUUAGGAGUUGCCUGCUACGUCGCAAGGAGGAGAGAAAGGCGCUACUCUGUUGACUUCACUUCUAGACCGGAUGAAACACACAUCCCUCUCAGCACUAUAGACCCUGAUUUGCCUAUUGAUGCUGUAUCUCAGAACGGUAUGCAAACCUUUGAAAGUGCAGAAAAUACUACAAACGAGCCACAAGAACCAGAGGCAAAACCUGAAGUACAGGAGGAACAGAAAGCUGAUAAAUCCAAUCCCAGUACUGAUUCUGCAGCUCCUGCGCCAUCCCCAGACAGCUCUGAGAACAAACCCAAAGAGAACGUAGUUGAGCAGAGUACUCCUGCACCUGUGCAGCCGAGUGUGGAGGAGAAAACUGAUGAUGAAGGCGUCGACUCCAACAAGACCUCCGUGGAAUCGCUGAAGGAGACAAAUGAGAACAACAGCAACAAUGCUGACGUCAGUCAGAAGAGAGAUUUAAAGUCGAGCGACUUCUUCUGGGAUAUUCCUCUCAAUUGGCCGGUGUGAAACAUAUUGCCUUUCUGCCCCUGUGCUGUUCUUCAGGAACUCGAUUGAAGAAAGACAUACAAACUCAAGUGACCGCAGCGGAAAAGGACACUUCUGUUCAUUCUUUGUGAGAAAUCUAGUUGGCUGUUGCUUCCUUGUUGGAAACAAAAGAAACAGCAGCUUUUAAGUUUUUAAGUUAAACAUCAGCUCAGCUUUUUAAGUAUUUUCCUGAUAACUGAAUUUGUGUGCUUUACAAACAGUUACAAUUUACUGGAUUUAUUGGCUAAAUAUUAGUAUUAAUAUUUUUUGUACAAUGGUAACACUUUAUUUAAAGCCCCCCCCCAUUUUGCAUUUAUAAGCAGUAUAUAAACAUAUAAUACAUUAUUUAUAACACAGUUGUAUUUUGCAACCACUUGAAUACUGCUCACCUCACCCUCCCCUUCCAAGCGUGUAGGAGAAACUACGGUGGCUGCGAAACUCGCAAAAAACAUGAAUGGCCCAAUCUAGAGCCAGUGUUUGGUUUGUCUGUUCUGGGCUACUGUAGAAACAUGGCGGUGCAACAUGGCGACCUCCGUGGAAGGGGACCCGCUCCCUAUGUAGAUAAAAACAGCUUAUUCUAAGGUAACGAAAACGCAACAAUUCUUAUUUUCCAGUGAUUUUACACUAAUUAAAACAUACUUAUAUAUAUUAUAUUUAAUUCCUACCAAAACAAAGAACAGAGAAGCUCUAUUGAAAACACACAAGGGGGGGUGAUGUCAUACUCUGCUCAGGACGUCAUUACGCCACUAUAUCUUUACAUAGCAAGUAGUUGUUUGGUGCUAUAUUAAUGUUCAAAUUCUUGUAUACAGAACCUUUAAAGUGUUACCGGUACAACUUUUUAAAACAUUUUAUGUAUAUGUAAUGCACAUUGAUCAACAACGCUGUAAAUGUGCAAGUGUUAGCCUAAAGGCUAAUUUUCAACUGUUGUCCCUUGCACUGAUGUUAAAUUAUCCAUUAGCAUUGUAUAUUCACUGCCAACUCCCCAACCUGGCAUCUGAAAACUGCUCUUUACACAUUCUUUAUACUAUAUCACAAAAUAUUACAGAUUUCUUCCAUGUUUUUUGAUACAUGCAGUAUUUUUGGUACACAUUUAUAAAAUACAAUAAGAAUAAUAUAUAAAUAAACAAGACUAUAUAGGUUUAUCAAAUUUGAAUCAGUCUUCUUUUAUCAAUUUAGGAUGCAAUGAUAUUUUUGUAGAUGCUGCAUUUUGCUUUUCCAUGCCGUUCCCAUGCAGUAGUAUUAAAGUUUCCGUUUUGCUGAAAAAUUGCUAUGAUGUGAAUGUCAUUUGAAUGUAUUAAAGAUAAGUAUUCUAACUUUG